Molecule: messenger RNA, 1118 nt
Organism: Scheffersomyces amazonensis
Lineage: Eukaryota; Fungi; Ascomycota; Pichiomycetes; Serinales; Debaryomycetaceae
Exons: 1
Coding region: 102-1088 (328 amino acids)
Biological process (GO): monoatomic ion transport; mitochondrial transmembrane transport
Cellular component (GO): mitochondrial inner membrane
Molecular function (GO): monoatomic ion transmembrane transporter activity
Source: RefSeq, a predicted model, not a curated record
CCGUUAUCUGAAAAUUGGGUGCGUACUGCGCAGUGAGUCAACUGAAAAAUUUAGCGACGGCCUAUGAAUCAUCACACUAAAUACUAUAGAAUUAUCGAAAAAUGGCUUCUACUGUAGCAGGAUCUGUACCUUUACCAAGUUCUCGUUAUGAUUUGUCGACUUACUGGGGUAGAGUUAGACACUGUGCUGAAAUUUCAGAUCCUACUAUGUUAUUGAACUCUACCAGAGAUGUUGAAGAUGCAAAAAGAAAGAUCUGGGAUUAUAAGAAUGGGGUAUUAGGAUCUAUGACACCAGAACUUUGGAGAGCUAAAAGAGUUUUGGAUUCGACUUUACAUCCAGAUACUGGGGAAACUGUAUUUUUACCAUUCAGAAUGAGUUCAUGUGUAUUAUCUAAUUUAGUAGUUACAGCAGGUAUGCUAACACCAAAUUUAGGUACUGUUGGUACAUUAUUUUGGCAAGUUGCUAAUCAAUCAUUAAAUGUUGCUAUUAAUACCGCUAAUGCUAAUAAAUCUCAUCCACUAACUACUAAACAAAUCGCCGUAAAUUAUUCUAUGGCUGUUACAGCUUCAUGUUCAGUAGCUUUAGGAUUAAAUGCAAUAGUUCCAAGAUUAAAAUCUUUAAAACCAAAUACUAGACUUAUUUUAGGUAGAUUAGUUCCAUUUGCUGCAGUAGUAUCAGCAGGUGUAGUUAAUGUAUUUUUAAUGAGAAGUGAAGAAAUUAAAAAAGGUAUUACUGUUUAUGAUAAAUCUGGUAAUGAAGUUGGAACUUCUAAAACUGCUGCUGUAUAUGCAGUUGGUGAAACUGCUGCCAGUAGAGUUAUUAAUGCUACACCAAUUAUGGUAAUUCCACCAUUAAUUUUAGUAAAACUUCAAAAGUCAAGAUUUUUAAAGGGUAAACCAAAGAGUUUAGAAAUAAUAACCAAUAUUGGUUUAAUCUUUGCAACUUCUUUAGUUGCAUUACCAUUUGCUCUUGCUGUUUUCCCUCAAAGAAGACACUUACCGGUGAAAAACUUAGAAGAAAAGUUCCAUAAUCUUAAAGAUUCAAAUGGAACUCCUAUAGAAACUUUAGAAUUCAAUAGAGGUAUCUAACUGUAAAUAAUUUAUUAAUACAUAUUAUUA